Drosophila gunungcola (fruit fly) is the source of this 1968-nucleotide messenger RNA. RefSeq names its product threonine aspartase 1 (gene Tasp1). Gene Ontology annotation, molecular function: threonine-type endopeptidase activity. The transcript is spliced from 3 exons. The record is from RefSeq and is a predicted model, not a curated record. Gene Ontology annotation, biological process: protein maturation. Lineage: Eukaryota; Metazoa; Arthropoda; Insecta; Diptera; Drosophilidae. Bases 228 to 1325 code for a protein of 365 amino acids.
CUGACAAAUUUUUCACAAAAUAUUUAUAUGUAAUUUUUAAAAGACAUCCUUUUUCUGAGAGUUGUUUUGGUAUUUGCCCAAUAUCAUUUCGUUCAAUUAAGUGUGGUGUAUUCAAGCGAAUCGCGCACGGUCACUCUGGCCGCCGAGUUUGUUUACGCCGUACAGCGCACGGACUGCAGUUAGUAGGCCAACAACAAGGCGCGAGCAUAAACAUCGAUACCAACAACAUGGCCGGCUUCGUGGCUGUGCACACAGGGGCUGGGAACUCCAUCGACGAGACCAAGUACCAGCGGGUGAUCAAGGAGGCCUGCCUGCGGGCCACGGACAUUCUGCGCAACGGAGGAUCCGCCGUGGACGCCUGCGAGGCGGCCAUUGUCCGGCUGGAGAACUGCGGCUACACAAACGCCGGCUACGGCUCCAAUCUCUGCAUGGACGGCUCCGUGCAGUGCGAUGCGGCCAUAAUGGACGGCUCCACGCUGAACUUUGGGGCCUGCACUAAUGUCAGCCGGGUGAAGAACCCCAUCCAGUUGGCCAGACGCAUCUGCGACGCCCAGUCCAGUCCACAGCUCCUGGAGCGCAUUCCACCAAUGAUCCUCGCCGGCACUGGUGCGGAAAGGUAUGCCGACGAGGUGGGCUGCUCUUUGGUGGACCCCGCCGUGCUGAUCUCAUCGAAGGCCACGUUCCAGUUCAAUCACUACAAGAGCAAGUACGAUCUGGUGGUGAACAGCCGAAUGGGCAAGUCGGCCGCCGAGGAACCGGUGGUCGUGCCGGAGCCCGGAAACGAGGUGGAACUGGCCGCCGCUUUGGACACAGUGGGUGCGGUUUGUGUGGAUGGGGCGGGAAAUACGGCGGCUGGCUGUAGCUCCGGCGGCAUCCUGCUGAAAGUUCCCGGAAGGGUGGGCCAGGCGGCCACCUAUGGAGCCGGGUGCUGGGCCACCGAUACGGACGAGCUGGCCAUCGCCACCUGCACAACCGGCAACGGGGAGUACCUGAUGAAAACGCUGCUGGCCAGAGAGAUCUGCCACGGGGCCUUCAGUAGCGACUGUGCGGUGACCAGUCUGCAUCGGACAUUCAAGCAAAAGUUCCUCGACUCCCCGCUGCUGCCCCGCCAGCAGGAUCUCUACGCCGGCGCACUGACCCUGCUCUACUAUCCGGGCCAGAGCAGCGGCGAGGUGAUGUGGAGCCACACGACGCAGUCGUUCUGUGUCGGUUACAUGGCGACCAACCAGCGGGUGCCAAAGUUUGUGCAUUCGCCGCUGCCCACGUACAGCGUCCCGGGCCGAUCGUGCGUCGUCAAUGGCCACAAUUUCCAUUUGCGCAUUUAAAUGUGGGCUGGCUGGCCAACUAGCCCAGCCGCCUGGUCCUGCUGCUCCGCAUCUGCAUCGGCAUCUGUAUCUGCAAUUCAUUUGAUUUAAUGUUUAAUUGCCGCGACAAUCGCUGCCAAAGGUGGCAGAAAGCGCCGCGACAGAAUUAUGUAUAUGCUGCUUUCUCUCGGCAAGAAAUAUUAAGAUAAUUAAGCAAGAACUUUUAUUGUAAAUUCUCGUAGAUCGUAAUGUGUGCAGUACUAGUAGCAAUGAAAUAGGAUUUCGAAUAUUGUUCCCCCUCGUCGUUGAACCGGGUGCGCUAGAUAAAUCAGACAGCCAGCCGUUCGGAAUAUCAUAUUCGAGGGGGCAUAUGUUUGUAUAUCCGUCUGUAUAUUUAGACGCGCUGACUUGUGUGCGCAUCUGUGUGUUUAUGUCCAAGUGUUUACGGCCAUCAAUGUACAGAACUUAACCUAUUAAUUUUGAGCGAAACAGAAGCCACAGCAUGCACACACAAUAUCAAGGUCUCUAGUAUCAUGAGUUUAGUUGUCCUCAACAUGAAUAUGUGAACAUUGUGAAAAUGCUUUUACUUUUAGCGUAAACCGAUUUGUACAUACAAACACAGAUAUGACGCGAUUUGUUUUAAUACACAAUACAUUCAUACGUA